GGAUCAAUAAUGAAAUAUUAGCGUUUGGAGUGAUUGUUUUCUUUCCUAAUAUUAAAAACAAAAACUUGUUUUAAAAGUAAGUUUAAGAUAAUUACGAGUAUACAUGAUGUCAAAAUUAAUAGACGAUUUGUUUGAUAAGAAGAAGGAUGAAGCACCGAUGCUGGACUUGUCGAAAACUGUCAUAAAUACAGCUGAAGAAUACAGAGCCGUUCUUGAUAAAGUUCCGGAUUUCAAAACUAGACCAGAAAAGGUAAAAGCUGAGGACAUAAAAAUUAAAGAUAAAGUUGAGGAUCAAAAAACGAAAACGCCAAGAAAAGAAAUAAGGGCGUACGAAAAAUUAGGAACAAGAGGUUAUGAAGAAAAACAUUUCACAUUUAUGGAUCCCAUACCGGUAGAAAUGAAGGGAUUGAAAUUUGAGGAGCUGUGUGCUGUGCCAAUUGAAUGGAGAAUGUUAACCUCUACAAGACCUAAAUCUAAAUUAGAUGAAGAGUAUUUUAAUAGACUGAUUGAAUUAGGCAAGUCUGAAUUAAGGACAAAAACAAGAGAUAAAAGAGAGUAUGCUAAAAACACUAUGAUCAGAAAAACAAAAAAUCGUUCUGGAGUGACUGAAACCAGAAUCCCGUCCUGUCCUGAAUGUGGUGAAGAGUAUUGCAACGGGAAAAUGUGCGCUAUAACCAACUACGAUAUGUUUGCACGUUUAAAAGUGGAAGUUGAAACGAAAACAUCAAGAGUACAGGUCGCACCAACACAGGGCGCGGGUAAGCUGCGCCGGUUACGACGCCGCGCGAAACGUAAGCCUCGAAGCAAAAGUGCCGCACCGGUACUGACGAAAUCUAAACUCGUAAACAAAUCUGGAGCUAGAAGCGAUUCUGAACUUUAACGUGCUCUAAUAUAUAUUCAAUCUAAGCAUGAUAUUUGAUCAAUCUUAAAUCCGCAUAUGCUGCUUUAAAACAAUACGUUUAAAACAAAACUUCUCAUAUCAGCUUUUAGAGAUAAAAUUAUUUAUAACUGAUCAACCUACUCAUUUUUCAAUUGUUGUACUUCGCUUACCUACUACUAGUCAAGUAAUUUAUUAUAGCUAGGUACGUAAAUAAACUACUUUAUUAAUUAUGAUACUUAUAAGAAUCUCAAUUUUUAUACUCUUUCACAUUCUUAAUUUUUUUUACAAUCAAAUAAAAAAUAUAUGAAACGUGUUUUUUGUAUUUUAAUUUUUACGAACCAAAUCCUUAGUGGCUGUGAAAACAAUCCCCAUAACGUAUAUUUUACCCGAAUUUAGGCCGGUGACACUGAUAUGGUCUCUCUAGAGUGUAAACAUCAGUGUGCUUAGUGCAUAGGUACUACAUUGUGUUAACUUUUACGCUAUCGAGAACGUUAAAAAGCUCGCACUAAGCACACUGCUUAGGUCGGGGAAAAAACGAAUUGAUUCCGCUAACCUUGUGAGUAUAACAUAGAAACAUGACAUUACUACUAGUUUAGUAUUUCGAUAAUAAUCAAUACUCGAUUAAUUUAUAAUCAAACCAGUAAGAAGACAAAAUGUGGGAAAACUGGAACGCUAGCUAACAGGCGGAGUAUAUGGUUGUCAACAAUUAGAUUGACAUACGUCGAUCUAAAACUACUGCUUAAAGGAAAAAGUUGAAAUAAGAAAGAUAAAAACGCCAACGGUUUUUAAAUUGUUGUUAAAAUCGAUUACCUAAAAACUCUCAUGUCACGUCAGAUAAACAGAUAGAUCAAUAUCACUCAUUUAUUUUUAAAAAAAUAUUCAUGUUAUACAAUUUUCGAGCCUAUAACAACAACAAUUUUAAGAGUUUCGCAAUUUCGUUACAUCCACAGGACUUAGUGCAUACUAGGCCGACCAGUGUACUUAGUGCGAGUUUUUGAGUUCUCGAUAGCGUAAAAGUUAGCUCAUAUUUGUAUGGAAUGCGAUCGUUUGCCUACGUUUGCCGCUAGGGGCGCUGUUCCAACUGCAUACAAAAUUGGGUUAACUUUUACGCUAUCGAGAACGUUAAGAAACUCGCACUAAGCACACUCAACCAUUCAUUAUUGUAAUUACUUAAUGUACAUUAAGCAAUAAUAUCUUUGUAAUCUAAAUACAUUAAGUUCGUCUGUAAGGAUUCAUAUCAAAAUGUUUGCAUUUAGUACCGAAAUAUAAGACUUGUAACUUGAAUAGUUUUAUUCUUUAUACUCAAAAAUAUAAAUAUAUUUACAAUUUGCUCUCACUAGACUGAAUUUACAAUAUGGAAACUGGGCACUAGAAACCGUCGAAUAUUUUUUUAAAU
This is a messenger RNA of Bombyx mori (domestic silkworm), 2276 nucleotides long. RefSeq lists its product as uncharacterized. The transcript is spliced from 4 exons. NCBI's taxonomy places the organism in Eukaryota, Metazoa, Arthropoda, Insecta, Lepidoptera, Bombycidae. The record is from RefSeq and is a predicted model, not a curated record. The coding region runs from base 104 to 880 and encodes 258 amino acids.